Hordeum vulgare subsp. vulgare (domesticated barley) is the source of this 1661-nucleotide messenger RNA. Its product is annotated as protein MKS1-like. The transcript has a single exon. Gene Ontology annotation, cellular component: nucleus. Bases 508 to 1230 code for a protein of 240 amino acids. NCBI's taxonomy places the organism in Eukaryota, Viridiplantae, Streptophyta, Magnoliopsida, Poales, Poaceae. The record is from RefSeq and is a predicted model, not a curated record.
CGGAAGCAAGUUCUUUUCCGCUGGUCUGGUCGAACUAGUCGUGAUGCCAUAUGGAAGGACGCCAACACCUUUCAAAGCUACUGGCUGGCUUGGAUGCAAGCCGUCUCCCAAGCCCGCCGCGAUGAUAGUGAAUAAAAGGGGCUGCUAUGGCAGUGUGGUCGUGCCAUGGCAGCCGACCCAGACAAAUCAUGGGAAGAUCGGGUCAUCGGGCGGCCACACAUCAGAUCGCACAGCCUAACCGCAGUACGGUAGGAGGUGAUCGGUCGGUACUUUCAUCGGUUAGCCGACGGCUAUCACCGGCCUUGCAGUAGGAGUAUAACUUUUGGGAAGCACCCACGACUUUUCCUUGCCUGUUGAGGUCAACAACCACCUCGCCCCAUUGAUUUCUCGGCCGGGUCCGUCCACAGCCAGCUAGAAACCAAAGCACGCUCGUCUUCUUCCUUCCAUCCCCAUUCUGUCGGCUACUCUCCUCCUCCCUCCACCUCCUCCUACUACCGCGAGCGAUCCAUGGACGCGCCGCCGUCGUCGGAGGAGGAGCGGCAGUCGCCGCGCAGCAGGCAGCUGCAGCUGCAGGGCCCGCGGCCCCCGCGGCUGUCCGUCAGCAAGGACUCCCACAAGAUCAGGAAGCCGCCGGUCGUGCCGCUGCCUCACGGUCACGGGGCCCGGCAACUGCAAGCCGCCCCCGCCAACCGCCACCAGCAGGCCCAGCCGCGGGCGCCGGUCAUCAUCUACGACGCCUCGCCCAAGGUCAUCCACACCCAGCCCGGUGAGUUCCUGGCGCUCGUCCAGCGCCUCACCGGCCCGGGCGCGCCGGCCCAUCAGUGCUCCGCCGAGGACCAUCCCUCUGCCGUGCCGGUGCCGCCGCAGUUCCAGCCGCCUUUCUCGCCGGCAGCGAGGUACGCCGCCAUCGAGAGGUCCGUCCGGCCGCUGCCGCCGGGCCCCGCGCCGUACUCCGGGUCCUGGCUGGACAUAGACGGCUUCGCGGAGGUCCUCGGCCCCGGACGGCCAGGCAUCCUCUCGCCCGUCCCGUCGGCGCUGCCGCUGGCGGCCUCGCCCGGGCUCUUCUCGCCGCUGCCCUUCGACACCGGCUCCCUGUCCUGGCUCAACGACCUGAGCCCGUUCCUCGCCUCCGCCUCCGCGUCGAGCCCCGGCGGCGUGCUGCUUGCCACGCCCACCAUGCCCUCGCCGGGGAUGAUGAUGAGGUUCUUCAGCGACUUCCCGGACCUGUAAAUUAACCUGAUUUAAUUUGAUUUGAAUUUUUUUUUGCCUGCGUCCGGGUUUAGAUGGCCGCCGGAGAACCAGGGAGUAGGUGCACUCCAUUAAGUUGAGUAGAUAGACGUUGCUCCUGUUAAUUGAUUGAUUGAUUGACAUUGUCAACUGAUUGCCGCUGCUAACUGAUUGAGUAGGUAGAAUGGUGGUGCAAAACUUGUUUCAAGAUCAUUGACUAUGGGGAGCCAACCAUGCUUGGUGGGUGCUUCUUUCAAUUAAUUCUGAUUGUGUUACUUACUUGUAAACGAAGGAGGUGGUAUGUUGUUUUUUUAUUCCUUAUUUAUUUUAAGUUCGGUGGUUAUGCUUUGAAAGCCCUGUAUUAUUUCAUUUAGACUUGCACAUAUGCAUUGCAACGGAAGAUAUAUACGGAGUAUAAUUUUUUUUGACAAGAA